AUGUACCCACGCCAGCUCAGGACCUCCACAUCUAGCGUCUUCACCUUCUCUGGUAUGGACUACAUCUCUCAGAACAUACGAGAUCAGAUCUCAGAGCUGCUGAAGCCUCACAGAGUCUGUCUGGUGACGCCUGUCGUUCUGAACCACUCCAGUCAGCCAUGUGGGAGGUCGGCCAACAGGUUUGUGGUGCUGAGUCUAUGGAGAGGUUACCUGGUUAUAAACAAGCAACCUGUCAGGGUGGAGAGCACUUUCAGCUACUUGGAGAUCUGCUCCAUCAACAUUCACAGUCUCACACAGAUUGUGUUGGAGACAGACAGACACACUCUGUCUUUCAGUGUAUUGCAUGUUGAGGAUCUUGAGGCCAUGAUCAGUCACAUGACCGCCUCACUGAAGAGGGUCUUUCCUGAUUCAUCUCCAGGAAAGCUGUUAAAGAUGAUUCCUCCAGAUCUCCAGCAGAGACUCCUCACACUUACUGGUGUGAUAGAAGAGCAGCUGGAUAGUCAACCUGGCUCCUGUGGAGGAUUCUCUGAUACCUAUGCUGCUCUGUGUGAUUUCAAUGAAAUGCCAUUCAGAGAGGAGAUUCAGUGGGAUGUUGACAAUAUCUACUACAUUAACAACUGGAGAGAGUUCAAUCUGCUGGACUUCAGCCACCUAGACAGCAGGGACUUGGCAUUAGCAGUAGCAGCUCUGUCUUUCAACCAGUGGUUCACCAAGAUCUACUGCAAAGAACUCAAACUGUCCAUAGACAUCCAGCAGCAGCUGACUUUCUUGCUGUCCAGAUCUCCCAGUCUGAAGGAGCUCUCACUAGAGGCCAGUGGACUCAAACUGGACUUUGCACUCAAAAUGGCAGCUGCCCUGCGGGAGCAUGAAUCCUCCACCCUGCAAUCCAUCAACCUCUCAGGCAAUCCAAUCGAAGACAAAGGUGUCACAGCUCUCAGUCAAGAGUUGGGGAAUUUAGGUGAAGGACUCAAGCACCUUUCUCUGUCCCGGGUAUCCAUGACUGCAAGAGGUCUGGGCUGUCUGAGUCAGGUGUUAUCCUCCUCUCAUCUGUUCUCAGCAUCUCUGACCCACCUCGACCUGUCAGAUAACCCCGGCAGUCUGGUAACUGAGGAGGCCACGUUUCUCUUCAAGUUCUUGUCCAGCACUAACUCUCUGUCUCAUCUGGACCUCAGUGAUACCAACUGCCCUCUGGACACGUUAUUUGUGUCCCUGUCUGCUGGAUGUUGUUACAAACUGCUGCACCUGAACCUGGCCAGGAAUCCUUUCAGCCACAGAAAGGUGCGGGAGGUGACCAGGAGCAUUCGAGAGUUCUUCAGUCAGAGCUGUGAGCUAAAAUAUGUGGGCCUGUCUGCAACCAAACUACCUCCACAAGCUCUCAGGUUAUUACUACAGGGUCUGGCAACCAACACUCGUCUCUUUGGGCUGGAGUUGGACAUCAGUAGCUGUGAGUUACGUUCAGCAGGAGCUCAGGUGAUACAGGAGCACAUCUCUGAAGCUACAUCUAUCAGAAGUCUGGAUAUCUCUGACAAUGGUUUUGAGAAUGACAUGGUGACUUUGGUUCUGUCUGUUGGUCGAUGUCACUCUCUACGACACCUCGCACUGGGAAGAAACUUUGCCAUGAAGUCCAGAGCUCUCACUGAUGUUCUUCAUCGUAUAGCUCAGCUCAUUCAGGAUGAAGAGUGUCCCUUGCAGUCUCUAUCAGUGUGCGACUCCAAGCUGAAGACAGGGAUGCACAUCCUGCUGAGCGCGCUGGGCGGCCACGCUGCUCUGGCUGAAGUGGACAUCAGUGGAAACAACAUCGGAGACACUGGAGCCAAAAUGCUGGCUAAAGCCCUGAUGAGUAAUACCACACUGAGGAAUUUAGCAUGGGACAGAAACAAUGUAACUGCCAGAGGUUUCCAGGAUGUGGCUGAUGCCUUGGAGAGGAAUUUCACUCUGCAGCAGGUGUCUCUCCCUCUCGCUGAUAUCACACAGAGUUACCGCAGCAACCCUGACAGAACAAAAGAGGCUCUGCACAAGAUUCAGCAGUGUUUAGACAGAAACAACCAGAGACAGUCUGAAAGAGCGGAACUUCAGCAAGUUUUUAAAGUACAACAAUCUGAGAAGCAGGUCAAGGGUAUGUGUCGGCAGUUGGAGGACCGCCUUCAGCGUUUAAACCACUGCAACAUUCAGGAGGUCCAGGCCGACAUCCUGGCAGCACACGAGGCACUGCACAACGCCAGGGAGUCCUUCAAGCUGCUUCCCUCUCUGUAUGAGGCAGGCAAGAAGUGUGCCUCAGAUGGAGACUUGGUGAAUGGCAUCCUCACUGACACUGCAACUGUGCUGACGAAUGAGUUCAACAGAAGCAUACAGGAGUUGGCUGAAGGCCUGAUGAGGUGUGCAGAGGCAGCGUGUCCACGGGUGGUCCAGCGGUCAAGUGUGUGCGAGUGUCUGUCAGAGUGUGUGUCCAAAAGAAGCAGACAGACACACACAUUCUUGAGAAACAGUCUGGUGGAGAACACAGGGCAGAUCAUCAGCAACAGACUGCGUGAACUGAGACAAACACUGAGUGUCUCUCUGGCUGAAAGCAUCUUAGAGCAGGUACAACAGGAUCUGACCAUGGCGCAGGACAAAAUGGAUUGCCUUAUAAAAGAAAACGUAUGCACUGCUCUGAAAAUCAAUGUCCCAGAGAUUCGACUGAGUGAGAGUGACUUCCCAACUGAUGACUACAGUCCAGCAUUUUGGAGAAACAGUUUCCACUCCAAGAGCCUGAGGCCUGCCCCUUCUAUUAAGAGUCUCCUGGAUGCAGACUGGGAGCAGCAGGCCAGGGAUGGAGGAGCAGAGAGAGAGGGGGGAGGAGGCACUGGAGAGAAAGGAGGAAGAGGAAGGUGUGGCCUCCCUCAGUUGCCGACAGCAACCCCCUUGUCAGUCAGGUUUUCAAGCCCCUCCCCUUCCCCGUCCCCCUCCCCCCCAGGACUGAGGGGGAGGAGGCGGAGGGAGGGGGAGGUGGCAGCAGUGGAUGCUGCAGCAGCAAUACCAGGAGCGAGAGGAGCAUCGUUCAUUCCUCCUCCCAGUCUCCCCCUCCUUUCCUCCAUCUCCGCUCGAGCUCCAGAGGAGGAGGCUGCCGGCCGCGGAGGCUCACCCAGACGACAGGCUCCCUUCCCCGGCUGCGGCCCCAGCCUAGGCCCCCUCCCCGGCUCUGGAUCCCCCGCUUCUCCCAUGGAGCCUCUACCCACCCAGGGACAGACUCUAAGGCAUUACACCGCCUCCCGACCACGGCCGCGACGCACACAUACACAGCCCCCCUCCUCCAGGCCUCAGGAGCCAGUUUCAAAGGUAGAAAAUGAGGCCAGUGAGGGGAUGGGCAGAGUGGAUGAAGGAGUAGAGGAAUUCUUCACCAAGAAAAUUAUCCCUGACUAUGCACUAAAAGGCCGGUGGGAGGAGUCAAUCCCUGCCCAAGCCACUCCCUCAGAGUCAAGCUCCACCCCCUCAGCCUCAACCCCCUUUUCCUCUUCGUCUGAAAAUAUCACCUCCUCUACCACCACCGCUGUCACCUCCCCCUCUGUCCCAUCUACUGACACAUCCUUUACAUCCACUGAUGUUCCACCCCUCUCUACAUCCUCCACUUCCCCCACCCCCUCUUCUGUCACCACCACCACACUUCCCACCAAAAACAUCAAGAAAAAGUUUGGCGACUUCUUUGCCUUCAAGAGAGCUCGAGCCAGCCGAGCUGCCAAGGCAGGAGGGGGUGAGGGAGGAGGAGGAGGAGAGGGGGUGAAGGUCAAAAGGACCUCCAUUGCAGACCUCAUUCGACCCCUACGCGAGGCCAAAGAAAGGGAGAGAGAGAGGGAGAGGGACAAGGAGAGAGAGAAGGGGAGAGGGGCAAGGUCAGUGGAGGAUGCUAACGUUUCUAAUGAUGCCACCACCACAGAAGGAAUCGUUGCCACCAGCCACCAUCUUGCAGGCGAUGCGAGGGGAAUGAUGGAGCCUGCCAAGACAUUAACGAUGAUGACACCUUCCAGUGAGACCACUCCCUCUUACCCCACCAUCGCCACCAGCCCUGACCUCACCACUGCCACACUUUCCAAUCUGGAGGAGGAGGCAGUUCCUGUCUUGCCAGGUCGCACCCCAAGUCCUGUGGUCACCUCCCCUCUAACUGAGCAGGAGAGGAGUGCUGCGCAGAUGCAGGAGAUGAAGUUGGGAGGGACUCCAUAUGGAGAGAGGAGACUGAAGGUGACCAAGAGGUCACUGCGAGAGGGCAAGAGCCAGAGUCUCAUACUGCUGACGGGAUUAGAGCCUGAAGACAAGGAGGACACCCACAGCAAGAAACAUGCGUCUGAGAGCUCCUCUAGUUUUGAACAGAGGCUUCAGGUGGUGCUGCACAGAAUGGGCGUGGCCAAAACUCCACCUGCCGACACCAAGACGAGCCAGAACAAAGAUGAGGAGCUGAGAAAGGCCAACUCUGAAGGUGCUAUCCUGGACAAACCUGUACCACCUCCCACAUACAUGAAGCCCAGAACCAUGUCCACUUCAUCAGCAGAUCCCAGGCAUCCUAUGAGAGCGCUGGAUCCCAUCCGACCAGAGCCUCCCCUUCACCCAAAACCUGCCCUCCCCGAGCGCCCCAUUGGCCCCCUGCCACCCAAACCUGCUAUUGCAGCCAAGCCUCCCAUCCCCACCCCGGCUUCUCCUGCAGGAGGAGGAGUUCGUCCCUCCUCUGCUCCUCCCUCCAGCAGCUCUGCAGAAAGAGUCCAGCUCCGAGCACACACUCAUGAUGGCAGGCCAGGGGAGACCACAGGACAGAUUGAAAGCCAGGAGCGGCCUUGGAGUGCAGCCUCAGCCCCGUCCUCCAGGAAAGAACUGCUUCCUCCAGGCCCAUCUCCAUGGAGGGGUCCCAGCACACAGGAUCGCUCUGAGAAAGCACAAUCAGUGACCGACGAGAGUCUUCCUAAGCCACGGCAACACCUGAAGCCCCUCCCACAACGCAGAGCUGUGUCCGUCCAUGAGGACGCUCCAGGCCUGACACAAGAGCUGAAGGCAGUGUUACAGAGGUCACCCAUCCGUUUCCGGGGCAACAGAGGGGACCUGCCCACCUGCACUGAAGAUCCAUCUAGUGGGGGGGAAGUACAAAGAGCUCAGAAGGCCACUGACACAGGGAAACAGACAACUGAGCAAAAGAAGGAGGCCACUCAGAAGGAGGAGCUGAAGGCCGAGGGGGGAAGGACCGGCUGUGAAGGGACAUUAGCUGAAACCAAGCAUCCCCCUCCAGCAGAGGAGGAAACCCCAGGCUCAGGAUGUCCCUCCUCUAAAGCUCAGGCUCAACUAGAAACAUCAGUACCCCGACUUGUCAGUCCAACUGCAGCCCUUGACAAAGCCCCUUCCAUCCUGGAGAGGCCUCCGGCACUAACCCAAACCCUGGAGAGGCCCCCUGUAACCCCCACAUCUGAGAAGAAGAGCCCCAACACAGCCUCAGCUUUGCCCCAAACUCUAGAAAAACUGCUGGUGUCCCCACCACCCCAAGAAAAGACCCCCAGCACAAUCCCAGCUACAUCUGAAUCACCAGAAAACCCCCAGUUGAGCUCUCUGUCCCACAAGAAGAAGAGCCCCGGCACAGUGCCAGCCACAGUGGAUGUGAGAAACAGCACACAGGAAAGAGGAGAGGCGGUCUCUAAACAGCACACAACGAAGGCAGAGCCAGCAGACCAAAGAACUGAGCCCCCUCUGUCUGAAUAACACACACACUGACUUACCUGAGGAGAAAAGAUGCACCUGGGAUGGAGGGGAGUUAGGGGUCUGUGACAUCAUUGAGAUCAGGAGCUGGGAGGGUAAUGAGGUCUGAAAAGAGCAUGAAUGUUGUACCCUCCUGUAGAAAACAGCUGCUGUGUCCCAAGUCAGGGGUGUGGAAAGUCUGAGAACUAAAUGCAGAGUAUGCAGCUGGUGCUAGCUGACCGCUAACAUCUGUGCAGUUGCUAUACUGGCUGUCAGAGGUGAAUAAAUACAGACUGCACAAACGGUUUUGUUGUGGUCUGAAAAUAAAUGUUCUUUUAAAUGUUGUUUUUUUUAUCUCUAUGAGUUGAGUACUGAAUUGCAGCAUCUGUUUCAGUUUGUGUGAGGCACGCAUUAUUGGUAUGAAUCUGACCGCUGGGUUGCUAUUGCGGUUGGUGCUUAUUAAACAGCAAAUGUACAGAUGUCAGCUGUGGCUAGCUAGCAACAUACCGUGUGUCUGCAGAGUGUGUCUUAGUGUGCUGACUGUCAUCUAACUGAUGUCAGAAAUAUCCAGGAAUUUUAUUAUAACUAUAUUCUCGUCUCUGUGCAGCGAUGAACUAGCACCGUAAAGCUGCAGGUGAAGCAGUAACUUUUCACUCAAGUUGAAACAUGUUGAACUCAUUUAAAGGUCCAGUGUGUAGGAUAAAGGGGAUAUAUUGGCAGAAAUGGAAUAUAAAAUAAUAGUUAUGUUUACUUUACUGUGUAUUCACCUGAAAAUAAGAAUAAUUGUGUUUUCAUUCAUUUAGAAUGAGCCAUUUUUAUAGGGAAUGCAUCCUUGUUUAUAGAGAUCGCCAUGUUGCACCGCCAUGUUUCUACAGUUAUCGUAUCCUCAUAGUAUGGUUAGUAUGAUAUCCUGCGACUCAGCGCCCCACGAAUGACAUUACAUUCUUAAUGUACAGUUAUGUAAUUACAUAAAGUUAAGAGGCAAUCAGUGUUACUGUGGUUAGGGUUAAGAGAAGAAACAUGGUGAGGACAUAACAUAAAAUGAGUUUACACAGUUCCGAACACCAGUCUCCUGGGGAAAGUCCAGUGUUUUGUGACACAUCUGCUGCCCCAACCUGCCUCCUCAUAGACUGCCUGGGACCGCUUCCUUGUUUACUAGCAUCAGCACAUUGGUCACGUGAUAGCAGCCUUCCAAAAUAUGUGGGUUAUGCACAAAUUACUGGCUCAUGUAAUAGCCCAUAACAGAAAAACUUAACACCGGCUCUUGAUAGGGCCAUUCAUGCUUUACGUUUUUGCAUUUUGGUGUUGGCCACCGUGGUUAGAAGCCCAUCUGCGCCCAGCAGCAUCAGAGAAACACUGAUUUGUAUAGUCAGCACGUUUACGUGACAUUAGAGAAAAUCAAUUUAUUCUGUUAUUCUGACUAAAACCGGACUUUUGAAAUACUUUAUUCAGUGUUUUUACCAGUAAAAAAAAAAAAAAAAGGAA
Messenger RNA from Epinephelus lanceolatus (giant grouper), 7170 nucleotides. It is a transcript of the gene carmil2, whose product is annotated as capping protein regulator and myosin 1 linker 2. Lineage: Eukaryota; Metazoa; Chordata; Actinopteri; Perciformes; Serranidae. Gene Ontology annotation, molecular function: protein binding. The record is from RefSeq and is a predicted model, not a curated record. Gene Ontology annotation, cellular component: plasma membrane; lamellipodium. Gene Ontology annotation, biological process: regulation of Arp2/3 complex-mediated actin nucleation; cell migration.